AUGAAAUCUGAAGACGCGCUUCGGCGCGCAGUCAAACGAGAACGCUCUCUCUCGGAUGAAGCCCAAGAUUGCAAAAGGGCCCGGCAAUCCUCUCCCCCAGCCGAACCUGUGUUUGGACGUCUCCAAGUCACCGCUGAUGCUGAUGGCAUCAGCCAAGUCACCAACAAAUGCCCCGACCAGGCAGUCGUCGACUUCAUAGCGGACGAUGCAUUUGCCUCGUACGGGCCACGCGAGCAGGCCUACAAAAUGCUCGACAAGAUGAUGGAGCACGGCAAUGGGGAACGCCCUCCGAAAUGCCUCCUCCACUGCCCCUGGGAGCCGUCUCUUCUACCACCUCUGAAGCCGCCUCCUCCGACAUCUCUGGAAUCGGUACCUUCACUCCCUCCUUCUCCCAAGCAAGGUGCGACGGAAUCAGCCGCCAGGUCCAGUCGUGCUUCAUCUAUACAGAUCAAGAGCGAAGUGAGUCCUGGAGUGGAGACUGGUCGACAGGCCACCGACAAGGUCGAGAGCAGCAAUCGCCAAGUGGCGCGACCGGCUGGCCCCAAGACAGUUCGGCAGGCCCCUGCCCAAGACAAUGAUCGCCAAGUUGUGCAAAAGUUCGGAAUUAAUGAUCCUAUGCCUUCCCGAGAGUCGCCGGGAGACAUGGCUAUUGUCCCUGCCAGCGAAUCCCAUCCUCAGCAAUCGAGAAGACAAAAAGAUAAACGGUCGCGAAACAAUAACCGUGGUCAAACCAAUAAUAACAACCGCCAUGUCUACCAGUCCAGGCCAGAUCCAAACACUCACAUCAUGUUCCGGAGGAUGGGUUCUAGGGAACCUUACGACUUCCAGCAGUGGAACGAACAAUGCGCCAACAUUAUCUGUGGCAGUUGCUCGGCCCGGGGCCAUCACCUCUUGGAUUGCGUUGGGCCCGACGCCAGAGGUGAUUUGGUGGGCUGCCCGUUCUGCAACACCAAGGAGCACGUCAUGGACCUCUGUCCGCAGCAGCCCUCUUUCGAUGGAUGGGGUGGGCGUAUAUUCUCAUCUACGGUCGGGCCAACAAGCCGCUGCUGA
Colletotrichum lupini is the source of this 1050-nucleotide messenger RNA. RefSeq lists its product as uncharacterized. Bases 1 to 1050 code for a protein of 349 amino acids. The transcript is spliced from 2 exons. The record is from RefSeq and is a predicted model, not a curated record. Gene Ontology annotation, molecular function: zinc ion binding; nucleic acid binding. NCBI's taxonomy places the organism in Eukaryota, Fungi, Ascomycota, Sordariomycetes, Glomerellales, Glomerellaceae.